This is a messenger RNA of Ambispora leptoticha, 381 nucleotides long. NCBI's taxonomy places the organism in Eukaryota, Fungi, Glomeromycota, Glomeromycetes, Archaeosporales, Ambisporaceae. The record is from the annotation of a GenBank genome assembly.
AUGGGAUUGUAUAAUAAUGUGAAUAAUUAUAUCAUCCUGGACUCACAUGGAUAUUUUACCAGUUUCUCUACCUCAAUUCCUGGGACAUGUGCUACAGAAGAAAUUGAAAUGGUUAAAAGAGGAAUAGCAGAUCUCAUUCAGUGUUUGCCAAUGGAUGAACCAAUCAACAUAGAAGAGUACAUAGAUAUUGAUAGAAACAAAGAAAUUAUUUCUCUACUGAUGAAAACAUUUUAUUCCAAGAGAUUCUCUGAAGCAUUGUUGGGAUGUGAUAACAUGCUUGCAUACAUUGCACAAAAGAAUUUGAACAUUGACUUUUCUGCUAUAAACACACUUAAUAAUUUGAGAAAAAAGAUUACUCAAACCAGCGCAGAAUUGGCGUGA